Messenger RNA from Ilex paraguariensis (yerba mate), 1559 nucleotides. NCBI's taxonomy places the organism in Eukaryota, Viridiplantae, Streptophyta, Magnoliopsida, Aquifoliales, Aquifoliaceae. The record is from the annotation of a GenBank genome assembly.
GUUUCUACCACAGAAAAUGCAUCUCCUGCUGAAGAUGAUUUUGAGCAGUGCAAUAAUACUGUCAAGAAGUGGGCAUCUUCUUCCCUUGAUGUAGAAGUAAAAGAAGACAAACAUAUACUGGGGGACUUACUGUUUUUCCUUCAUGUUCCAAGAACUGGAGGGCGGACAUACUUCCAUUGUUUUCUGAAAAAGCUGUACAGUAGCUCUUUGGAAUGCCCGCGUUCUUAUGAUAAGUUACGGUUUGAUCCAAGCAAAUCUAAUUGCCGGUUAUUGGUCACUCAUGAUGAUUAUAGCAUGAUGUCCAAGCUUCCUCGGGAGAAAACUUCAGUGGUGACAAUACUUAGGAACCCAGUUGACCGUGUCUUUAGUACUUAUGAAUUUUCAGUAGAGGUAGCAGCUAGGUUUUUGGUGCAUCCUAACUUAACAUCUGCCACCAGAAUGGCUGGACGGUUACGUUCAAAGACAAAAGCAGUAAGCACACUGGAUAUUUGGCCAUGGAAGUAUUUGGUUCCCUGGAUGAGAGAGGACCUGUUUGCUCGGAGGGAUGCCAGAAAACGUCAGGGUCAGGGUCCAACUUAUAUUAAAAGCAAUGAUUCAUAUGAUGUGGAGGGCAUUGUAAUGCCAUUGCAUGAGUAUAUUAAUGAUCCCAUAGCUCGGGACAUUAUUCACAAUGGAGCCACAUUCCAGGUUGCAGGACUUACAAACAACUCUUGUCUAGCAGAAUCACAUGAAGUGCGCCGUUGCGUGCUGAAACAUCAGAUUCUCGGUGAAUAUGUGCUUGAAGUUGCUAAGAAGAGGUUGGAUGGUAUGUUAUAUGUUGGACUCACGGAAAACCACAGAGAAUCAGCCACAAUGUUUGCAAAUGUGGUUGGUGCACAAGUGAUUUCACAAUUCACAGCAUUGGGCUCUAGUACAAAGUUUGUGGCUGAUAACAAUUCUGAACAGCACUCUUCAUUUCCAGAUGGCGAGGAGUCUGAGAUCAGUGAUCAUCAGAAUAGCAGCACUUACCAACAGCCAAGGAAAAUUUUAUCUGCUGAAAAUGUUGAAGCAAAAAAGGAAAAUAUGACAGCAGGAAAACUUAUGGAAGCUUAUGAGACCUGUAUUUCAAGCUUACGAAAGACCCAAGCACUACGUCGCACAGCUUCUCUAAAGCGAAUUUCCCCAGCAAACUUUACGAAGGAGGCACGUCGGCAGGUUCCUGAGAGGCUUCUCCAGGAGAUUACAUCGCUCAACAGCCUUGAUGUGGAGCUCUAUAAGUAUGCUCAGGACAUAUUUGCAAAGCAACAUAGGCAUAUGUUGCAGAAGUUGGCUGGUGCAGUGAGGCAGGAGAACAUGUUCAACAAUGCAUAUGGGGCAUUUUCUUGGGAAGUCCUUUCUUUCGCCAUUUCCAUUGUGUUUCUGCUUCUUUUCAUUUUUCUAUUUAUAAACGCAAGGAGAAGAACAUCGAAACUUAAAAUAUGAGUGUUAUUAUUAAUGGCAGAUGUUCAUGCCUACUUGUGUUGAAAGCCAAACACAGGCAAUUUUGUAAACAUAUGCAAUCAUUAUAAGGUGGAAAGCAC